UGUCAGACACGUAUCGAUUCAUCCGCGAGUUUGCCGAUCCGAUCAUCAAGAGUGCUCCCCAGGUGUACAACUCGGGGUAUGCAUUCACACCGAAGGAAACGGCAAUCUAUCAGACAUAUGCCUCGCAGCUCGAGGGCAGCAUUCCAUUCCUGGUGACUUCCGGCCCCUCGCCCAACUGGAAUCCUCGCAUCAUGGAAAUGAACGCACAUACAAAGGUCGUCAACUCGAUUGCCAUCUCGUCCAACGGCAGAAUCAUUCUCUCGGGCUCGAGCGACGAAUCGGUCAUGGUCUGGGACGCGAUCACCGGGCAGCUGAAGCAGACCCUCACCGGCCACUCGGGUGUCAUCAACAGCGUCGCGAUCUUGCCCGACAACAGGACGGCUGUGUCGGGGUCGAGCGACAACACCAUCAAGAUAUGGGAUGCCAUUACGGGUCAGAUGAAGCUGACGCUCGAGGGUCACACUGACGCAAUUUGCUCGGUUGCGUGCUCGCAUGACGGUCGCUUGAUCCUGUCGGGCUCGAGUGACAAAACCAUCAAGGUAUGGAAUACGGCCUCGGGGGAGUCGAUGAAGGUCCUCAUUGGCCACGAGAGUGCCGUUCUCGCCGCUGUCUUUUCUCCCGACGGUACUAGGAUCGUAUCUGGAUCCGACGACAAAACGGUGCGGAUCUGGGAGGUUGCGACCGACCGAGUCAUAAAGAAACUCAAGGGGCACACCCAGAGCGUCAGCUCCGUCGCUGUCUCGCCCGACGGCGCCGCCAUCGUCUCCGGCUCGACCGACAUGACCAUCAUGAUCUGGGACGCCUCCUCUGGGGCGGUUCGGCACAAGCUCGAGGCUCAUACCUGGAACAUCUGCUCUGUUGCUGUGUCUCCCGAUAGCAGCACAAUCAUAUCGGGGUCGUGGGAUAAGAUGAUCAAGGUCUGGGAUAUGUCCACGGGCCGGCUGAAGCGCACCCUCGCCGGACACACCAACAGCAUCGAAGCCGUGGCGUUUUCCGCCGACGGACAGCUCAUCGUAUCUGGAUCGUGGGACUAUACGGUCCAAGUCUGGGACAGCACGAUCGAUGCCAAGACAACAGAGAGUGCCAACGAUAGCAAGCAAGGCAUCACACACACAGCCAUCUCUGUCGACGGUGGCGUGAUUGUCUCCGGCUCAAGCGACAGAACAAUCACCGUGUGGGACGCCUUGACGGGACAGCCCCGGUUCGUAUUCGAGAAUCAGCCCGAAGAGCUCGGCGCGAUUGCAGUUUCCCGCGAAGGGAGAGUCAUGGCGGCUGGAUUCGGCGACCAUACCAUCCAGGUCUACGACAUUGCCAGCGGCCGGCCCAAGCAUAUCCUCGACGACCAUACCGGUGCCAUCCACGCCCUCGCCAUCUCACCCGACUCGCUGCUGGUGGUGUCUGGGGCCGACGACAAAACCAUCAAGCUAUGGAGCGCCGGAACCGGAGACCUGCUGCAAACCCUGACGGGCCACAAAAACGUCAUUCGGGGACUAUCUUUCUCCCCGGAUGGCCGCCGGCUGUUCUCGAGCGGCUACUACGACGAGAAUCUCGUGUGGAUCCUGAAGAACGAGCAGUUUGUGAAAUCCGAUCGCACGGCACAGAGUCAGGCCCCUGCGACAGCAAAGAAAUCCGAGCCAGAGCCGUGGAGACUCGUCGGGAAUGCAAUGGCAAAGCAGUGGGUUCAGUGCGGCAGCCGCUCCUUCAAAAUGCCGCAUGCGCUGUUUGCCUGGGACAGCCGCAUGCCCGAGGCAGUCGACGCUCUGCGAAUGUGGACCCCAAAUGCGCCGCAGUUUCCGAUUGUGAUUCAUCCCCUGCACACAACCGGCGGUGCCUCUGAGCUGAUCGUGGGACACUUCAAUGCUGCCGCUGCGAACUCGCCCGUCCAUGCCCGGCGUGCCUUUGACUUUUACACCAAAGCCACCAGGAACGGCUCGACUGAUGGGCAGUACCAUCUCGGUCUCUGCUACCGACGCGCGAUUGGAACGGAUCUUGAUCUAUCUCAGGCCGUCAACCAUUUCUCGGAUGCGGCCGUGAAGGAACAUGCAGGCGCCCAGUACCAACUCGCGCUGUGCUUCGAGGACGGCGUGGGAGUGUCUCAAAAUGCAGCCGAGGCCUACAAGUGGAUGCUCAAGGCGGCUCGCCGCGGCCACGUCGAUGCCCAGUUCAGUGUGGGCAAGUACCAUGAAGCGGGGCUCGGUACACCUCUGGAUCCCACGGCAGCCGUUGUGUGGUAUCGCCGUGCUGCCGAACGACUUCACCACGAGGCAAGCUUCCAUCUCGCUCGUUGCUACGAGCGCGGCAGUGGCAUCGAAGCCGACCUCGAACAGGCCCUCCGCUGGUGCAAGUCGGCAGCUACGGCCGAUCAUGACGAAGCCAAAGCUCUGCUCUUUGAGCUAUCGAGGCGCUGCUCCAGCAGCGGCAAUCUGCUUGGCACCUAUCUUGAGGGCUACUGCCACGAACGCGGCAUCGACACCGUCGCUGACUCGGACUCGGCAAUGAGACUCUAUCGCGAUGCAGCAGACCGCUACUCGGCCGCUGCACAGAAGGCGCUCUUCAAACUCGCCAGGGUGCUGGCAGAGACGCAAGAUCCCCAUGGACAGCGACAGCUCGCCGCGUGCUAUGAGCACGGAUACGGCACCGAGAGAAACACCGACCGGGCGCUGGCUCUGUAUCUCAAGGCCGCAAGACAGUUCGACGACGAGGCCCAGAGGGGGCUGUUUGAUUUGUCGACGCAGCUGGCCCUGGAUGCACAGCCAACGAGCCAGUAUUAUCUGGCGGCCUGCCACCAGCACGGGUUCGGAACAGCUGCAGAUGCGCUACUCGCAGCCAGGUACUACUGGAAGGCCGACGAGGAGCUCCAUCCUUUCGACGACAGCGACGAGCCCGGAGACAUGGACUUUGCUCUGCUUGAGGGCACGGACGCCGAUGAGAGUCAAGUAGUCGAUGCCUCGGCUUGCCAAGAUCAGACGGAGCUGUCGCGCGAGCCGCUCUUCCAGCUCGCCUCGGAUCUGAGCAAUCGCGGAGUUGCCGAAGCUCGAUUCUACCUCGGAUACUGCCAUCUCAAAGGCUGCGGAGUCGAUCGAGACGGGGCACGAGCUGUGGAAGAAUUUGAACAAGCUGUUGAGGACGGCAAUGUCGAUGCCAUGCUGUAUCUCGGUCACUGCUACCACCAAGAACAGGAUGUCGAACAAGACCAUAGGCAAGCAUUCGAUCUGUACAAGAAGGCCGCAGAGGGGCUGCAGAUGGAUGCCCAGUACUGGGUCGGACGAUGCUAUGCCAACGGCGUGGGCACGGCCCGCAACGACGAUCUGGCGCUGCAGAGCUAUGAGAUUGCGGUCGACGGCGGCAACGUCCCUGCAAGAGAUGCUCUCCACAAGCUCGCCGAGCAACUCGCAGCGGACGGAAACCGGAAUGGACAGUACUAUCUCGCCCGCUGCUUCGAGUUUGGCAUCGGCACCAAUCGGAGCAUCCACUCGGCACUCGAGUGGUAUCAAAAGGCUGCCAGCCAAGACCACGCUGAGGCCCAGUACUCGCUUGGAGUGCUGCUCCUCGAAGAUGUCCAGCAGGCCGAGAAGGAUCCAACACAGGCCCUCGGCUGGUUCAAGAGAGCCGCAGAGCAAGGCCAUCCCCUUGCAGCCGCCAAGCUGGAGCAGGCCAAGAGCGCAUGCGCAAUCCAGUAGGUCGAAGGACAUGCGACGGCGAGUCGUUGAUUCUGGAUCGCAUGUGUAUCUGCGUGCCCGUGUGGUCAAAUAUACUGGCAAAGACAUGCCCAGAGGAA
Molecule: messenger RNA, 3778 nt
Organism: Polychytrium aggregatum
Lineage: Eukaryota; Fungi; Chytridiomycota; Chytridiomycetes; Polychytriales
Product: WD40-repeat-containing domain protein
Exons: 2
Coding region: 192-3680 (1162 amino acids)
Molecular function (GO): protein binding
Source: RefSeq, a predicted model, not a curated record